Molecule: messenger RNA, 1592 nt
Organism: Gymnodraco acuticeps
Lineage: Eukaryota; Metazoa; Chordata; Actinopteri; Perciformes; Bathydraconidae
Gene: ucp2
Product: uncoupling protein 2
Exons: 7
Coding region: 197-1123 (308 amino acids)
Biological process (GO): adaptive thermogenesis; mitochondrial transport; response to cold
Cellular component (GO): mitochondrial membrane
Molecular function (GO): oxidative phosphorylation uncoupler activity
Source: RefSeq, a predicted model, not a curated record
GAUUUGGAGUAUGAUUUUAAGGCUCAACACUUCUGAAAAACCUUCUAUGGAAAAACAAGGAAACCUAUUUAAAGCUGGGACAACGUUCAGCCAGAGGGACACCUUUAGAGAAUCCUGAUCUCUAAUGUCCAGACAGCUCCAUUAAAGCAUUAAUACAGUAGGUCCCUCUUCAUAUUGAUUGCAAUCAUUCUGGAAAAUGGUUGGAUUUGGACCUGCAGAUGUGCCUCCAUCGGCAGCUGUGAAGUUUGUGGGAGCAGGAACUGCAGGAUGCUUCGCUGACCUGCUCACCUUCCCUCUGGACACAGCCAAAGUGCGGCUGCAGAUACAAGGGGAGGCCUCAGCAGGGAAGGAGUCUGCAGUGAGGUAUCGGGGGGUGUUUGGCACCAUCACCACCAUGGUGCGUACAGAGGGGCCCCGGAGCCUUUACAGUGGACUGGUGGCAGGACUCCAGAGGCAGAUGAGCUUUGCCUCUGUCCGCAUUGGUCUCUACGACUCUGUUAAACAGUUCUACACUAAAGGCUCUGAUCAUGUGGGUAUCGGCAGUCGGCUGCUGGCAGGAUGUACCACUGGUGCCAUGGCAGUUGCUUUAGCUCAGCCUACAGAUGUGGUGAAGGUUCGCUUCCAGGCUCAGGCCAGGUCUGCUGGGCAGGCCAGGCGCUACUGUGGCACCAUUGAUGCUUACAAGACCAUUGCUAAGGAAGAAGGUAUUCGUGGUCUGUGGAAAGGUACAGCUCCAAACAUUGCUCGAAAUGCAAUUGUGAACUGCACUGAACUGGUGACGUACGAUUACAUCAAGGACACACUCCUUAAGUCCACUCCGCUCACAGAUAAUCUGCCCUGCCACUUUGUAUCGGCCUUCGGAGCAGGACUGUGCACAACAGUGAUUGCCUCUCCAGUUGAUGUGGUCAAAACAAGAUAUAUGAACUCUCCACCCGGCCACUACCACAGCGUCCUCAAGUGUGCUGCUGCCAUGAUGAGCAAAGAGGGACCACGUGCUUUUUACAAGGGGUUCAUGCCAUCUUUCUUACGCCUUGGCUCCUGGAACGUGGUGAUGUUUGUGACGUACGAGCAGCUGAAGCGAGCCAUGAUGGCAGCGAAUCACAACUACACCACUCGAGUGUAACCGUUAUUGUCUGUCAGAUGUUAUUGCACAGCUGUGUUGUCUACACGGUUUUUUACUUUUUGUUGCCUCCAAGUGCAUAUUUCAACCUGAAGUGUUGUACAAAUGAUGAUACUUAUACUUGAUACUUCUCUCUCUUAUGACCACUUUUAUCAGACACAGCAUAGCAACACAUGUACUAGAAUAGGAUCAGUCUUUCAAAGUUAGAGCUCGUCUGAUCAGGUGCUUCCUCUCGGCGGAGAGCUUCUCAGGAAACUGGAUUUCAAAAGUAAUGAUGAGGUUCCCUCUCUGAGAAGGAUCCUGGGACCGAGGCAUUCCCUCUCCACUCACCACUUUGUUGUACGAAGGGCUGAUGUGUAUGAAAUAAAAUCAGAGAAAGGAAGAUGGUUAUUUAUGCACAUGACGCACAAACCACAUAUCCUUCAAAAACCUCUCUGUUUGAGUUUAUAUAAAGUGCUUGAAUUUCUUACAA